AUGGGUUCCAUGCCAACUCCCCUGCGCGUCGCCAUCGUCAAGGCGUACGACCUGGAGGAGCCCAAGCACAGGGGCAUGGUCCAGUCCUUCCGCGACAACAUCCGCCGCCACGUCCCGGACGCCCUCGUCGACGCCUACCAGCCCAUGGCAGACAUCCGAGACCUCCCCGAGCCCGCCAACUACGACCUCAUCAUCAUCACCGGCGGCCUGAGCAACCUGUGCCAGGCCCCCUCGUGCUACGAGCCCUGGGUCAACGCCGUGCUCGAGUGGAUCCGCGGGGUCGUCUCGACGCAGCCCAUCACCAGGACGAAGCUCAUGGGGGUGUGUUGGGGGCAUCAGGCUAUUGCUACCGCGUUGUCUGGGUCUAUUGGCAGCUUCGAGUUCCCCAGGGUCGGCGUGGAAGAACUCCCUCUCAACCAAGACGGACAAGCCCUCUUCGGCAAAAACUCCAUCAAAAUCACAAAGUUCCACAAGCGCUUCGUCAAAGACGUCCCCGCGGGCUUCAGGCCACUGGCCCCCGACAACGAGAUCCUCUUCGCGGACUCGGGGCUCGUGCUCUCCAUGCAGGGCCACCCGGAGAUCCAGGGCGAGCUCGCGCGGCAGCUGUUCGACCACGACGUGGCGUAUUACCGGCAGACGCUGCCGACGGAGGAGGACCUGCAGCGCUACUUUGCGCAGAUGAACGACAGCAAGGAGGACGGCGAGCUCAUUUUCAAAAAGGUCGCGGCGUGGGCUGCUUCAUGA
Colletotrichum aenigma is the source of this 744-nucleotide messenger RNA. It is a transcript of the gene chyE-2, whose product is annotated as Glutamine amidotransferase-like protein chyE. The coding region runs from base 1 to 744 and encodes 247 amino acids. Gene Ontology annotation, cellular component: cytosol; nucleus. Lineage: Eukaryota; Fungi; Ascomycota; Sordariomycetes; Glomerellales; Glomerellaceae. The record is from RefSeq and is a predicted model, not a curated record. The transcript has 3 exons.